CAUGAAGCAGAGGGAUUAAGCGAGUAGACUGCAGCAAUGGCUGACACUUUACGAAGACUGGUGAACACAUCUCCCUACACUGUUUUGCAGGACAAACUGGAAGCCUGGUACAAAGACUACUCUGUGUUCUCUUGUGACCAGAACCUGAAUCGCUGCUGUGAGCUGGUGGAGCUCACUUCUGAAAUUCAGGGUCAAUUGUUUACCAUACACAACCUUACAGCACAAGAGGGGGGACAUUAUACAGGGGUUGAAACACUGAAAUCUCGCCUCUUACCAUGGCUUGGCUCCUGCUUCACCAUAGCAGCUUCAUCCGUCUCAACAGAUACCAGCCUCAGCCUCAUUCAGGAGUCUGUGGAAAAAGAUCGGAAGAUUCGUGAACUGUCCUCUGCUCAUGAGAGUGACAUGCAGAAAAUAGAAGAUCAGCUGUGCUCCACACGUAUCAAGUUGGAUUCAGUUAAACACGAGCUUGCUGACACUCAGAUUGAACUGGAUUCCACAAAGAAUAAAUCAGCAACCACCCUGUUGGCCACAGAGGAUGAAAUACUUCAUCUAAAGGCAGAGUUGCAAGCAGCUCAAAAUCAGGUUGAUAUGUAUAAGAGAAAGCUGGAUGACUAUGAGAGGCAGCUCAGAAUCCUGCAAGAUGAGGUCUCUUUCCUCACUGCUGAGAAAACCGUGCUCCAGGAGCGAUUGAUCAGGAGCCGUUCACCUAGUCCUCUUCUCCACCGGAGUCGCUCUGAUAGCCCUGUGUCUCCUACACGCGCCCAGCUCACCAGCUCCUCCCGGUAUGCCCGCUUGGUCUCCCGUUUCUCAGACCUGUAUGCCACAGAGAGGCUGGAAUCCCAGAGUCUCCUGCGCAAGUACAUAGAUGACCUGGAAACAGUCCAGAAGAUCAUUUUCAUUGCUGUUAUAGAAUCAUUCCAGGCUGCUAAACUGGCCUAUCGGCAAUUUAAAAUACGUGUGAGAAAGACACUUUCCUCCACUCACAUUGGUCCUGAGAGCCUGGAGGAUGCAGUGGUGGAUUACAUAGUGAGAAAUCUGGACCUGUAUGAUGUGCAGACCAGUGUUAAUGACGUGAUCAAUGCGAUGAACGUGAACCCACGCAUCUCUUUCCCUCCGGAGGUGGACUUUGUUCUGAUCAGCAGCUUCGUUAGGGAAGCGUGUCGAAUAGCCUUUGCCAUGCAAACUCUGGACCCACCACUAGACCUGGCCUUCAGCUCGGAUGGAGAACUCUACAGUGAUGUGAAGUACAGGCGGAGUUUUGACUCUGAGUUUACAGCCCACGUGUGGCCUGCACUGGUGGAGGGCAACACUGUCAUACUGAAGGGAGAAGCCGUCACUAGGAGAGGAGCUCUGUGGAGAAGCCGGAGCUGUUGCUCCAGUCCUGUUCGUUCUCAAUCUCGCUCAGGAAGCCCCACCCUGUCAUUUAUGCCCAGUCAUAGUCGAAGUCCCUCUCCUGGACGUCUCUCAAGUAGUCUACUUUAA
Myxocyprinus asiaticus (Chinese sucker) is the source of this 1482-nucleotide messenger RNA. RefSeq names its product mitochondria-eating protein-like. Gene Ontology annotation, cellular component: mitochondrial outer membrane. Lineage: Eukaryota; Metazoa; Chordata; Actinopteri; Cypriniformes; Catostomidae. Gene Ontology annotation, biological process: mitochondrial protein catabolic process; mitophagy by internal vacuole formation. The record is from RefSeq and is a predicted model, not a curated record.